This is a messenger RNA of Oncorhynchus mykiss (rainbow trout), 801 nucleotides long. NCBI's taxonomy places the organism in Eukaryota, Metazoa, Chordata, Actinopteri, Salmoniformes, Salmonidae. The record is from RefSeq and is a predicted model, not a curated record.
AUGGCGGCAUGGAGGGAUGGAGGCAUGGAGGCAUGGAGUAAUGGCGGCAUGGAGGGAUGGAUGAAUGGUGUGAUGGAGGGAAGUGACAUUGCCCCCUGCUCGUUGAGUAACCGGGAUACUACAGGAAGUGACAUUGCCCCCUUCUCGUUGAGUAACCGGGGAAGUGACAUUGCCCCCUGCUCGUUGAGUAACCGGGAUACUACAGGAAGUGACAUUGCCCCCUUCUCGUUGAGUAACCGGGGUACUGCAGGAAGUGACAUUGCCCCCUUCUCGUUGAGUAACCGGGGUAAUGCAGGAAGUGACAUUGCCCCCUUCUCGUUGAGUAUCCUGGGUACUGCAGGAAGUGACAUUGCCCCCUUCUCGUUGAGUAACCGGGGUACUGCAGGAAGUGACAUUGCCCCCUUCUCGUUGAGUAACCGGGGUACUGCAGGAAGUGACAUUGCCCCCUUCUCGUUGAGUAACCGGGGUACUACAGGAAGUGACAUUGCUCCCUUCUCGUUGAGUAACCGGGGUACUGCAGGAAGUGACAUUGCCCCCUUCUCGUUGAGUAACCGGGGUACUGCAGGAAGUGACAUUGCCCCCUUCUCGUUGAGUAACCGGGGUACUACAGGAAGUGACAUUGCUCCCUUCUCGUUGAGUAACCGGGGUACUGCAGGAAGUGACAUUGCCCCCUUCUCGUUGAGUAACCGGGAUACUACAGGAAGUGACAUUGCCCCCUUUUCGUUGAGUAACCGGGAUACUACAGGAAGUGACAUUGCCCCUUUCUCAUUGAGUAAUCGGGGUACUGCAGGCCGCUAUUAG